CAGGCCAUUACAGCGGCCCUCUGCCCCCCGCAGCCCCGCUCCCCUCCUCGCACUGCGGGCCCGUGACGCCGGUUGCCGUGGCAAGGCGCGCGCGCUCUCCCCGCCCGACCCCAAUCCCAAAACCGGCGGCUCCGCCGGGCGGCCCGACCAUGGCGGCGGAGGAGGAGGAGGCCGACGUGGAGUGGGUGGUAGACAGCAUCGCCGGGUUCCUGCGCGGGCCCGCCUGGUCCGUCCCCGUGCUGGAGUUCAUGGAGCAGAAGUGCGAGGUAUUUGACGAUGAAGAAGAAAGCAAGCUGUCUUACACAGAAAUUUAUCAGGAAUACCAAGCGCUGGUUGAAAAAUUAUUAGAAGGUUAUCUUACAGAAGUUGGCAUUACUGAAGAGAAAUUUCAGGAAGCUUUUUCAUCUCCUCUUGCAAAGACUCACACUUCUCAGGCCAUUUUGCAAACAGUACUGGCAGCAGAAGAUUUUAGACUAUUUAAAAAAAUGAUGGUACAGAAAAAUAUGGAAAUGCAGUUGCAAGCCAUUAGAGUCAUGAAAGAAAGAAAUGGUGUGUUGCCUGACUGUUUGACAGAGGGUUCUGAUGUAUUCAGUGAAAUUGAACAAGAAGAAAUGAAAGUACUCAGGGAGGUUUUAAGGAAAUCUAAGGAGGAAUAUGAAAUAGAGCAAGAAAGGAGAAGGACAGAAGAAGCAUGUGCUAAAAGCAAGUCACCAGCUGUGACCAGUAUUCCAGGAGAUUCAAGAGAAACUGUGGAAGUUAAGGAGUCUACUGAUGGAGCUGAUGGUUCUGAAGAAACUCCAAAAUUAUCAUUAGAGGAAUCUCGGAAAUCUGCAGUCCGCCCAUUACAGAGAGGUCCAGAGAGCUUACCUCAGCCUGCCAAAGGGAAGGAAGACACAAAGAAAAGAGCAUCUGGAAAAUGUGCAGAAAAUGCAGCACAGAAAACUGUAACAGAAGGACAAAACAUCCAGAGUACUCCAGAACUCGAUGAGCAGCAGCUGAAACAACGGGAGGACUACCUUAAGAAAAAACGAGAUAUGCUAAUAGCUGCAAAGAAAGAGUCAAGAAAUAAUAUAUUACCACCCCCAAGCACAGACCAGAAGGAAGAGGAACCAUCUCCCAAAGAGGAAAUUUCAGAAGAGAAGCAAAAAUUACUGCAGAAGAGGAAAGUGCUCGCAGAAAAACUAAAAGAAGAAGUUAUUAACAAGCGGUAGUUUUGAGAAGCUCAUUGCAGAUCUCUCCAGAGCACAGGCAUCUUUUAGAAUGAAUUACAUAACCAAUAACGGAACGGGUUUGUUUUCAAGUAUCUCACACUUGUUUUUAUAGAACUUUCAGACAACUCAUUCUGUACUUUGUAUAACAUGUUUGAAGUUAUGCUGAAAUACAUAAAAAAUGGAUUUUCCAGAAUGCUGGAAACUCACUGAUUUUCACUGGAAUGUGCUCAACAACGAGGCAGCUUCACAGCCUCUGCCAGUCAAAAAUACAAUAAAAGCAAACACGUGUCUGUUAAAAUAAUAGCUACAAAUGUGAACGAACAGAUUUGAAUAAAAUAACCUAAAACCUAGAAUAUCAGAAAUAAA
Messenger RNA from Coturnix japonica (Japanese quail), 1577 nucleotides. RefSeq names its product cilia and flagella associated protein 36 (gene CFAP36). Gene Ontology annotation, cellular component: ciliary base; axoneme. The record is from RefSeq and is a predicted model, not a curated record. NCBI's taxonomy places the organism in Eukaryota, Metazoa, Chordata, Aves, Galliformes, Phasianidae.